AUGACUUACAGAAAAAGUAAUAUUUAUUUAUCUUUAGUUAAUAGUUAUUUAGUAGAUAACCCAGAACCAAGUUCAUUAAAUUAUUGAUGAAAUUUUGGAAGUUUAUUAGGAUUAUGUUUAGUAAUACAAAUAGCAUCAGGAAUAUUUUUAGCUAUGCAUUAUUCAUCACAUAUAGAGUUAGCUUUCAAUUCAGUAGAGCACAUAAUGAGAGAUGUUAAUGCUGGUUGAUUAAUACGUUAUAUACAUGCAAAUGGAGCAUCAUUCUUUUUUAUAUGUAUGUAUUUACACAUAGCUAAAGCAUUAUAUUAUGGUAGUUAUAAAAAACCUAGAUUUACUGCUUGAGCAAUAGGAGUUAUAAUAUUUAUAGCAACUAUGGCAACAGCUUUCAUGGGAUAUUGUUUAGUUUAUGGACAAAUGAGUCAUUGAGGAGCUACAGUUAUAACUAAUUUAUUAUCAGCUAUACCAUUUAUAGGAGGAGAUUUAGUACCAUUUAUAUGAGGAGGUUUCAGUGUAAGUAAUCCUACUAUACAAAGAUUCUUUGCUUUACAUUAUUUAUUACCUUUUGUAUUAGCAGCAUUAGUUAUAAUGCAUUUAAUGGCAAUACAUGCUCAUGGUUCAUCUAAUCCUUUAGGUAUAACUGGUAAUGUUGAUAGAUUACCUUUCCACAAUUAUUAUAUAUUUAAAGAUUUAGUAACAGUAUUUAUAUUCUUAAUAGUAUUUAGUUUAUUUGUUUUCUUCUCACCUAAUACUAUGGGUCAUCCUGAUAACUAUAUACCAGGUAACCCUAUGGUUACACCUGCUUCUAUAGUACCUGAAUGAUAUUUAUUACCUUUCUAUGCUAUAUUAAGAUCUAUACCCGAUAAAUUAGGAGGAGUUAUAGCUAUGUUUGGAGCUUUAUUAAUAUUAUUAGUAUUACCUUUAACUGAUAAAUCUAUAAUAAGAGGUAACUCAUUUAAAAUAAUAUCUAAAUUCUUUUACUUCUUAUUUAUAUUUAAUUUCUUCUUAUUAGGUCAUUUAGGUGAAUUACAUAUAGAAGUACCUUUCAUAUUAUUAGGUCAAUUAUCUACAGCUUUCUAUUUCUCUUACUUUAUAAUAAUUAUACCUGUUAUAUCAUAUUUAGAAAAUAUAUUAUUCUAUUUAUCUAAUAAAUAA
Yamadazyma jaroonii is the source of this 1152-nucleotide messenger RNA. The record is from the annotation of a GenBank genome assembly. Lineage: Eukaryota; Fungi; Ascomycota; Pichiomycetes; Serinales; Debaryomycetaceae.